AUGAAGAGUUUAUUACCGUUGACCAGAAAGCAAUACACUUUUGUCAUGUUUCUACUGUUAGCCGGGUCAGAGCUAGCGUCGAGUCAACCCGGACAAUCAGACCCGAGUAACCCGUAUGAAUACAGCGGCAGGCUAAGUCCGGCUAUGGCUGGGUUCGUUGUGGCUGUAGUCGCCAUGCUCUUCUUCGUUGGGUUCUUCACCGUCUAUCUCCGCCACUGCACGCACGCAGUUGACUCUAGGGUAGGAGCGAGGAGAGCAACGAACGCGACGGUUGCGCGUGGCAUCGACGCGUCGAUGAUCGAGACGUUCCCGACUUUUGUCUACUCGGAAGUAAAGGUGCAGAAGAUCGGUAAAGGUUCGUUGGAGUGUGCGAUAUGUCUGAACGAGUUUGAGGACGAUGAAACGCUGCGUUUGCUGCCUAAAUGCGAUCACGUGUUCCACACUCUCUGCAUCGGCGCAUGGCUCCAGGGUCACGUGAUCGCAGCAGACACCGCGAUUCACCCAACGUAUAAGUCUAUGGAACUCUCAUAA
This is a messenger RNA of Brassica napus (rape), 531 nucleotides long. Its product is annotated as E3 ubiquitin-protein ligase ATL31-like. The transcript has a single exon. The record is from RefSeq and is a predicted model, not a curated record. The coding region runs from base 1 to 531 and encodes 176 amino acids. NCBI's taxonomy places the organism in Eukaryota, Viridiplantae, Streptophyta, Magnoliopsida, Brassicales, Brassicaceae.